UAAGCAUUCUUCAGUCAGUCGCACGGGUUGCGUGAUUGCUCGAAUCGACAAGGACCAGGGAUACCACACUGAUUGACCAUAUGCGAUGAAAAGAUUGAUUGCGAUGGAAAAAAAAAGGAAAGGAAAUGACGCAAAUAGCGAGAUGGAGAGGAAUCGCUCUCUCCCCGAGUUCCCAUCGAGGACGCUUGCCUCUUGCGUCAGCCCUCGCUGAACCUUCGACUCCUUCAAAUACAUUUAAGUCUUUCUUCAACAUCGAAACGCAUUCAAUCGUAAAGUUUUGAAGUCAGACUCCCAAAAAUCAGAUCCCAAAGACACAAUGACGGGUCUUCAACCAGGAGACACUUUCCCCACCGGCGUGACUUUUUCGUACGUCCCAUAUACCGAUGAAAAGAGUGACAUCUCUGCUUGUGGCGUCCCCGUAAACUACGACGCUUCCAAAGAAUUUGCUGGCAAAAAGGUCGUCCUUGUCUCCGUACCCGGAGCAUUCACUCCGACCUGCUCUGAAAAACAUCUCCCAGGCUAUAUAGAAAAUUGGCAGAAGUUCAAAGAGAAAGGGGUCGACAUCAUCGCUGUCAUUGCAAGUAACGAUGCAUAUGUGAUGAGUGCCUGGAGCAAGUCCAAUAACAUCAAGAACGAUGAUAUUCUGUUCCUAUCUGACCCCGGAGCGGCCUUUUCCAAAGAUAUCGGUUGGACUAAAGGUGAACGCACUGCGAGAUAUGCUCUUUUGAUUGAUAAUAACCAGAUUGUGUAUGCUGAAAAAGAGCCUGGCCGUGAGGUGACUGUUUCCUCUGCUGAUGAGGUACUAAGAAACAUUUAAAGCUAAAAGAGCUGUAAUUACAGUCACACUCAAGGUCUGGGUAGGAGAUAUUUCUAGUAAGAGGUUCACAAGUGUUUUUUAAGUAGUUUACAGAUUCAAAUAGCCUUGCACGAUCACUAGAUAUGUCAGGUUUUAAGAAUAAGAACGAGUGAAGUAAAUCCCGG
Molecule: messenger RNA, 981 nt
Organism: Talaromyces proteolyticus
Lineage: Eukaryota; Fungi; Ascomycota; Eurotiomycetes; Eurotiales; Trichocomaceae
Product: allergen Asp F3
Exons: 3
Coding region: 317-817 (166 amino acids)
Biological process (GO): hydrogen peroxide catabolic process; cellular response to oxidative stress; cell redox homeostasis
Cellular component (GO): peroxisome; cytoplasm; mitochondrion
Molecular function (GO): thioredoxin peroxidase activity
Source: RefSeq, a predicted model, not a curated record